This is a messenger RNA of Cydia strobilella, 1705 nucleotides long. RefSeq names its product beta-sarcoglycan (gene Scgbeta). The transcript is spliced from 4 exons. The record is from RefSeq and is a predicted model, not a curated record. Gene Ontology annotation, cellular component: sarcoglycan complex; sarcolemma. The coding region runs from base 120 to 1127 and encodes 335 amino acids. Gene Ontology annotation, biological process: muscle organ development. NCBI's taxonomy places the organism in Eukaryota, Metazoa, Arthropoda, Insecta, Lepidoptera, Tortricidae.
CGUUGACCAAUAGAAAGCGUGCAUCUUCGCUCGAUAUUUGAUUGUCAAAUUUAGGGAAACAUUAGUCUAUUUAUAAAUUUAAUGUUUCGGGUGUAUUUUCAAUAAAACAGGCAGUCGCUAUGUUGAGCAAUCUGCGCGGCGUCUCGCCUUUAUCCGACGCUAUGUCCGACAGUACUUUAGAAAGAAAUCGCGCUGAAAAGGCACUUAUUACUAAAACGCCCGCCCAGAGUCUGGUUUUUGGGAACAAAACCAAUGUUAGUGGGACAAAGAAUUACUCCGAUAAAAACGGCAACGAUGUUACUAAGUCGGUGUAUAAAGGACGGAAGACUAUUGCAUUUUGGACGCUAGUGUGUUUGCUGUUCAUCCUCGCCAUCGGGAACCUAAUUCUCACAUUCACCAUUCUAGCCGUUUUGAGACUCGGACAAGGCAUGGAAAGUAUGGAGCUUCUCCCGGAGCACAACGCUAUCAAACUGCUGGGUGACACAGGAUUUGAACAUGUUUACAAACGUGACGGGCUGCUCGAGGGCUUCAGGGACAAGCCUGUCCAAAUCUCCAGCGAGAACGGCACCGUGCGAGUCACAUUGCAGACUAGAUUAUCUCGCACGGAAACGAAGUUGGCGGUGAACUCUUCCGGUGUGUUUGUACGCGGCGUCGGCGCGAUGCGGCUGUUGGACCCAGUGUCUGGGGAGACUGUCUUCAGCACCGCCGCCCGGGAGAUGAACAUACCCGAUGGCGUCAAAAACCUUAACGCUAAGCAAAUCUCAACCAAACGCAUAUCCUCACCAACCGACCAAGACUUGAAACUCAAAUCCGACUCCUCAGCCCAUCUGCGCGGCUCCGAAGGCACCCGAAUGGAAUCCAAGGAACUCUUCUGGUCCGCCGACCAAGACAUCUACCUUAAAUCUAUCAACGGCUCUGUAGUACUCAGCGGUAAGGAAGGUGUAUAUAUACCGGUAAGAAAUUUACCAAUAGCCUUACCGUUAAACCGUACGGAACCCAGUACGGGACAGUUUAAAGUGUGCGUGUGUAUGCCGCAAGGGAAAUUGUUUCGUAUCGCUGUGCCCAGUGGGCAGAAAGUCACGUGUUCGCAUAUAAAUAUGACGGGGGAUUUGAAUCCUUGUAUUUAGAUGUGUGUAUAGGUUAUGUCGCUUCAAGAUAGAGAAAAUAGUAGAUGAUAUUAAAAUGCCAGAAUUUACUGAAUAUAGAAUAUGUCCAAAAGUAUUUAUUGUAGUGUUUUACAGAACAGUUAGUGGUUUCUUUGCGUUGGUGUGGUGAAAAGUUUUACGUUUCACGGUAGCAAAUUUUGUGCAAACUACGAGUACCUUGAAACCCUCGCAAGUGUCCACUUCUAACUACUCGCUACGCUCGUGGUUCAAUUUUAGAAUCUUUCGCUUGCUCGGGUGUCAAUAUUAGCACGAGCGGUUAAACUACAACUUUGUCCCCUUGUAAAACAAAUAAUUAUUCUCUGUAUUUAUCAAAGGCCAUUACAAUUUAGUAAAGUGGCUAAUAUGCCACCAUAAUGGCUCUAACAAACUUGAAUACCUAAUGUUGUCAAUAAACUACAUGCAAUAAACAAGAGAAUAGUACAAUAUUUAAGGCGUAAUACACUACACGAUCUGUCAGGCCCGAUUUAUGAGUGUAAAGACUUGAGCCUCAUUCACACGAGCGCUUUUUCAACGCGCGUUUAAAAAGCGCUUCAAUCUGC